AGAGUGAAAGAGUCUGGGGAGAAACAUAAGGGAUCUGUUGAAAUUCCUAACCUGUCAGAAGAAAAUGAGGUCAAUGAUACAGAAAUAAACGUUAGCAAAAGGAAAGGGGAAGGCGAUGUUCUGAAGGAGCUUAUGAGAACUGAAGGAACCAUAAAAGUCAGAGCAGCUCUGAGAGAUUACCUGAAAGCACUUAAAACAGAGUUUACCUUGGGAAUGCUUCUGCCAACAAAAGCUACUGCUGGUCAGGAGCUGGCUGCUGAGCAAAAACUAAGUGGAAACACCAUGCAAGAUUCUGUUUCACCACAGUCUUUGGAUAUAGUUGGUGUAAAAAUUCCAACAGUGAAGAUACUUUUGAGAGAAAUAUUCAACUCUCCAGCAGACAAAUUUUAUAGCAUCUUCACAACUAAGGAAUUGGUGCAGAAGUUUUCUAAAUAUCCCGCUGUGAUUGAAGCAGAGAAAGGAGGCAAACUUCAGAUGUUUGAUGGUUGCGUCAGCGGGGAAUACGAAGAACUGGUCCCAAGCCAAAGAAUUGUCCUGAAGUGGAGGUGUAGAAACUGGCCUUAUGAACAUUAUGCAACAGUUGCCUUGAAUUUCAAGGACAUGGCUCCUCAAACAGAACUGCAGUUAGAGUGCAACGGAGUUCCUGUCUCCAGUGAAGACAGUACAAGACAAUGUUGGAAGAAGCAGUAUUUUGAAGGAAUACAUAUUUUACUGCAGCAGUCCAAAGACAACGUGGAAUGAUAACAGUACUGUAGUUUUGUUAGGGCAUUACUUUUUAUACUCUGUUAACAUUUGGUUUUAUAGAAAAAACUAAUUUAUUUGUGGGAAGAAUAAAGACCCACUUCUGUGAUACUGUA
Opisthocomus hoazin is the source of this 857-nucleotide messenger RNA. The record is from RefSeq and is a predicted model, not a curated record. Lineage: Eukaryota; Metazoa; Chordata; Aves; Opisthocomiformes; Opisthocomidae.